AUGCCUUCUACACUCGAUCUGCAGGCCACUAGGGCCGAAUUCCCUGCCUUGGCUCAAAAGCAGGUCUUUAUGGACAACGCUGGAGGGUCCCAGGUCCUCAAGACGGUCAUAGAUUCAAUUUCAACAUACCUUUCGUCUACCAAUGUCCAGCUAGGGGCAUCUUAUCCCGUAUCGCAGGCAUCGACGAACAAGUUCAAUGACGGUUACCUCGCAGGCGCAAAGUAUAUCAAUGCGUCUCCCAGCGAAGUCGUGUUUGGUCCGUCCACAACACAAUUAUUUCGGAACCUCUCCAUAGCUCUCAAGAUCGACCCUGGCUCAGAGAUUAUCCUGUCGAAUCUCGACCACGAGGCAAAUCUGGCGCCCUGGGUCCAACUGGCAGAAUGGAAGGGACUGACGGUCAAGUGGUGGAUUCCAACGAAGAACACCAGAUCAAACCCCAGACUAGAGCCAGACGACCUGAAAGCACUUCUGACUCCCAAGACACGCUUGGUUUGCUGCACACACACUUCGAACAUCCUGGGCACGAUUACAGAUGUCGCUAGUCUGUCCAAGGUCAUCCACGAGACCAACCCAAACACGUUGUUUUGUGUCGAUGCAGUGGCCUACGCUCCACAUGCACCAGUCGAUGUCAAGGCCUUUGGAGUUGACUUCUACUCGUUCUCAUGGUACAAGGUCUAUGGGCCGCAUGUUUCGAUGUUGUAUGUCGGCGAAAAGGCCAAGAACGAAUUGCAGAGCCUGGGACACUAUUUCAAAUCAAGGGACACGCUGGAAGAAAUGCUUGGUCUCGCAGCAGGAAGUUAUGAGUGCACCCAAGCCAUACCACAGGUCGUGGAAUAUAUCAACAGGGUCGGUUGGGACGCAGUUGCACAGCAGGAGCAAGAGAUCCAAGAAAUUUUGUUGUCGUACCUCAGGUCAAAGCCGGAUUCGAUUAAAAUAUACGGAGAACCCUCUUCAGACAGGAAGAUUCGAGUCCCAGUAAUCAGCUUCAGAGUUAAGGGCCAAAGUUCGAUCGGUAUUAUCGAUGGUAUUGAAGCGAGAUCGGAUUUUGGUUGUCGAAGUGGCCACUUUUACAGCAAGAGGUUGUGUGAGAACGUAUUGGGCAUACCCGAUGCGGACGAUGGUGUUAUCAGGUGUUCACUGCUCCAUUACAACACGACUGAGGAAGUGAAGGGGCUGGUCAAGGUGUUGGACGAAGUAAUCACUGAAGGUGCCGGGAAAAGCGUCCAGAAUCCAGAUAGGAAGAACAUUGCAGACUGGUAA
Messenger RNA from Exophiala spinifera, 1260 nucleotides. Its product is annotated as cysteine desulfurase. The record is from RefSeq and is a predicted model, not a curated record. The transcript has a single exon. The coding region runs from base 1 to 1260 and encodes 419 amino acids. NCBI's taxonomy places the organism in Eukaryota, Fungi, Ascomycota, Eurotiomycetes, Chaetothyriales, Herpotrichiellaceae.